GCAGUUGUAUUCAACUUGUAGUGCAUGUAUUUGCGGUGUGUCAUUGUGGAAAUAAUAUAGCGUGUUUUACGAAAGUCUUCUACCGACGAUGGGGCAGUUUUCACCGUCAAACAACAUUGGGUUGAUCCGCUAUCUCGCCCUGGUGGUGCUGUGUUGCGUGGUCGUCACCGAAUGUUCGUUAGUAAGGGUUCAAUUGACUCAUUUUAAGAGUCUCCGCAAACGACUGGGGCAAGCGGGGAAACUUCCGCAGAACUACCGCCCGAAACCUUGGUCAAAGUACGAUAGGGAUUUCAUGAACACCGGUCCUGUACAAGAGCCUCUCCACAACUACUUUGAUGCUGAGUAUUACGGAACUAUCAAGAUUGGCACACCAUCACAAACCUUCUUGGUUAUCUUCGAUACCGGCUCAUCCAACCUUUGGAUCCCGUCAUCCAAAUGUCCAUCUUCUGACAAGGCCUGCCAAUCACACAAGCAGUACGACCACUCGAAGUCAUCGACUUACUAUCCCAACGGCACGGCACUGGAGAUUCACUACGGGACGGGCAGUAUGACAGGCUUCCUCAGUACUGACAUUGUGGAUGUACAAACUGUACAGGUCGUCAACCAGACCUUUGGUGAGGCGACGUCGGAACCAGGCGAUGUCUUCUUGGAUGUAGACUUCGAUGGUAUCCUCGGAAUGGGUUAUCCCACUAUAGCCGUAGAUGGCGCUACACCUGUCUUUAACUCCAUGGUGCAGCAGGGACUCCUGGACAAACCUGUUUUCUCAUUUUAUCUGGACAGGAAUACAAAAGACAGCAAAGGAGGAGAGCUCAUCAUAGGUGGUUCAGAUCCCACAUACUACAGAGGGCGCUUCACAUACGUACCGGUCACAAAGAAAGGAUACUGGCAGUUUGCUGUGGAUGGGGUUUCGGUAAAUGGAAAGUCCAUGUGUGGAGCUGGAUGCCAAGCCAUAGCUGACACUGGUACGUCACUGAUCACGUGUCCUUCGGAUGACUGCACCAAACUCAAUGACUACAUCGGCGCAAAGAUGAACCCACAAACUGGUCAGUUCAUGCUUGAUUGCAACACGAUAUCCAAACUUCCGGACAUAGUGUUUGCCAUCUCACAUGUCAAGAUGCCGCUCACGUGGAAGGACUAUGUUAUUAUGGAGCCAGACUCAUCCGGAGCUAAGACCUGUAUGAGCGCCUUCACUCCCGCUGAUGUUCCACCUCCCUUUGGCCCUCUCUGGAUUCUUGGUGAUGUCUUCCUGGGACGAUAUUACGCCGAAUUUGACGUCGGUAACGACCGUGUAGGCUUCGCCCAAGCAGUGUAGAUGUAUCUCCUAGAAUAAUGUAGGUUGUGAUCAAAGAUUAUGGAACGAUGAAUGUGCAAGAUGGGCUGAGUUGUGAAACGUGCACUGGACGCCAUUUCAGCAAGCAAUAAUUAAAGAUGCUAUGUCAGAUUUUUGGCCGAUUUGACCCCAAAA
Molecule: messenger RNA, 1465 nt
Organism: Asterias rubens (European starfish)
Lineage: Eukaryota; Metazoa; Echinodermata; Asteroidea; Forcipulatida; Asteriidae
Product: lysosomal aspartic protease-like
Exons: 9
Coding region: 89-1312 (407 amino acids)
Biological process (GO): proteolysis
Molecular function (GO): aspartic-type endopeptidase activity
Source: RefSeq, a predicted model, not a curated record